This is a messenger RNA of Alosa alosa (allis shad), 4110 nucleotides long. RefSeq names its product zinc finger and SCAN domain-containing protein 2-like. NCBI's taxonomy places the organism in Eukaryota, Metazoa, Chordata, Actinopteri, Clupeiformes, Clupeidae. The transcript is spliced from 9 exons. Gene Ontology annotation, biological process: regulation of transcription by RNA polymerase II. Bases 89 to 2677 code for a protein of 862 amino acids. Gene Ontology annotation, molecular function: DNA-binding transcription factor activity, RNA polymerase II-specific; RNA polymerase II cis-regulatory region sequence-specific DNA binding. The record is from RefSeq and is a predicted model, not a curated record.
GUCAGAUCAAUUUGUAAACAGAGCAGUCUCGAAGUCUAGUUAAAGACUGAAGUGUAGCCUAAAUAUAUGUGGUUUGAUUUUGAAUUGGAUGUUACGGUGCAACGGAACUUCGGUUCCCAGCAGCGGACAACAUGGAGUGCCCCCACCCACCCUGGGCUCCCUGCGGCUCCUGGUUCCUCCCCUGCGUCUGGUAGCCGCCUACAUGUGGCAGGUGACGCGGAGAGGGGACGUGAUGCAGUAUGGGAUUCUGGCAGACUUCGUCUCCCUGGUGAUGGAGGCGGUCCCGGAGCUGCUCAGUCCGAAGCAUGCAGUGGAACUUAUUCUGGGUCUGCGAGCCAGGGUGGUUCUAGAACUGUGCCGUGGGGAUCGUGCUGUAGCGUCUGACGAGCUGAAGCUCCACCUGGACAGCAUCCAGCUGCUGCUGCCCGUCCUCAGAGCAGAGGAUGGCAGCCUUGGUGAUUCAGAGACUGGCUUUACGAAGUUAGUUCAAACACUCCUUGAGGAUCUUGAGGAGAGAAAGAGCUUCUUCCAGGACGUGUUUCCGGAUGUGUGUGGCUCCCGUUAUGAUGAGGUGCUGCAGGUUCUCAUGUGGGACUUCCUCAGGAGACUGGAGAAGCUGCUGCCAGUCCCCGAUCUGCUGCAGGUUGUGUCGUGGCUUGACGGCUCUGCUGCGUUGGCUGCUGACUGUGCUGAGUGCAUCACCCACCCUGAGAAUCUGAAGGCCUUAACCCAGUGCACUGAGGUCCUCGCUCGCCUGGAUCCUCCUAGCGCCCCCACAGUGCUGGGGGGAGUCAUCGUCUCCCUGCUCCACACCGGACCACACAGGACUGCCACCAGGGGGCAGAUGGACAGCACCACAGGGGGGCAGAUGGACAGCACCACUGGGCAGAUGGACAGCACCACGGGGCAGAUGGGCAGCACUUGCCCUACACAGCAUUUCCAUCCGACCGAGGAUCAUGCCCAGAGCAACCCUGUGACCUCCGAGGAGGUUGUCCUGGAGACCGUUACCAAGACCACGUGCACAGGAAUGGAGCUGGGGACGAGUUUAGCUGACGGAGAAGCAGGGGAGGAGCCGGGAGGAGGAGGACACAGGGCAGAUGGAGGAGAGGAGGUGUCCGCAGGAGGAGGAGGAGGAGGAGGACACAGGGCAGGGGAGAGGCAGCAGGGAGGUGUAGAGGAGGUGGACGUGGAGAUGACCGAGAGCAGUGGAGGAGAGGAGGAGGAGGAGGAGAGCAGUGACUGGGUGUCCGAGAGGGACAGGAUGAGCCAGGGUCAGUCAGGGGAGGCAGAACUCCAACAGGAAACACACGGGCAGGGUUCCACCGCCACUUCCUGUGUGGGCCUUAGAAGCCGGGCGACUGGUGGGACUGCUCCUGACUCCGCUGUCCCGGUCGGCUGGAGGAGGUCACAAAGGAAGCCAAAGAAAACCUGGAAGGUCAAGGUCGUCCACGCACAGGUGCAGAGGACAAAGGUCAAGGCCCAGGAAAGAAAACAUGGCUACUGUUUGGUGUCAAAGAACGUCAAUUCCAAUGAGGCCGCCCAGACGUGGUCGCGUCUGCAGUGCCCAUUCACCCACCAGCAGGAGGAGCUAGUGAGGCAGCACCAGGAGCUGGUUCACACUGACCAGACUCAGACAGCGCCCCCCUCAGGCCCGGCCCUGCCUCACGCGUGCGCCGACUGCGGGAAGAGCUACCGCUUCGCCUCGGAGCUGAAGGCGCACCAGCGCACCCACUCGGGGGAGCGACCGUUCACCUGCCAGCAGUGUGACAAGAGCUUCGCGCACAGCCAGCGGUCCGCAACGAGCAUCGACGUACGCAGCACGAGCCCAAGAACUACUGCGACCGAGUGUGACAAGCUCUUCAGUUCGCCAUCCGCUCUCCAGCGCCACCUGCUGUUGCACCAGCAGGAGCGUCCCUACAAGUGCCCCGAAUGCCCCGCUACCUUCCCCUGUCUGCCCAGCCUUACCCGCCAUGGGGUGGCGCACCGCACCGAGCGCUCCUACCCCUGCAGCUGCGGCAAGUCCUUCACCUACAAGGGGGCGCUGUUGAGCCACCAGCGCGUGCACUCCAACGAGCGGCCCUUCCUCUGCGACGACUGCGGCAAGAGCUUCCUGUACAAGGGCGCGCUGGAGCAGCAUCGCAUGACCCACUCGGACGAGAGGCCCUUCCUGUGCCCACACUGUGGCAAGGCCUUCAAGCGCCAGCGCAGCCUGAACAAGCACGUGAGCGGGCACACCCGCGAGAAAGUCUUCCACUGCUCACAGUGCGACAAGACCUUCUGCUACAAAGCCAGCCUGACACGGCACGAACUGACCCACUCGGGCGAGAGGCCCUUCCUGUGCGACGACUGCGGUAAGGGGUUCUUCUCGCACAGUGAGCUGCAGAAGCACCAGCGGUUUCACACGGGCCACAAGCCGUUCCGAUGCGCGGUGUGCGACAAGAGCUUCACGCAGUCCUGCUACCUGACUCUGCACAUGCGCUACCACACAGGCGCGCGGCCGUACACCUGCACGUCCUGCUCAAAGAACUUCAGCAGCUCCACGCGGCUCAAGAGGCACAUGCGCACACACACCGGGGAGAAGCCGUACCAGUGCCCUGUGUGCCUCGCACGCUUUCAGCAGUCCUACCAGCUGAAAGCCCACCGUCAGACCCACCACGCCCUCAACCCCGACCAAUGACGCAGCACGAAUGGCGACUGAUGCACCUGACCCUCAGCUUCGACCAAUGACGCAGCUCAAAUGAUGACUGAUGCACCUGACCCUCAACCCCGACCAAUGACGCAUCUGGAAUGGCAGACACACUACACACUCUGCCUCGGCCAAUGACACGGCUGGAAUGCCAACGCAUCACAACCUCAGCCUCGACCAAUGACACGGCUGAAAUGGCCAACACACUCGGCCCUCAGACGCGACCAGUGACACAACUGGUAUUCAUGGGUUUCAUCAGGUCCCUUUCCAGAGAUCUAUUAAUCAAGCAGCAUGCAGUCUGCAUUCAUAAUCCAGGUGCUUGAUUAAUACACCUGUGGAAAGGGACCUGAUGGAACCCAUGAAUAGCAAAUGCAUUGACCCAGCAAAUGCAUAUUCACCUGCACACCUGCACACGGCCCUCUCACCUGCACACCUGCGGCCCUGUCGACUACACACCUGUGGCCCUCUCACCUGCACACCUGCGGCCCUCUCACCUGCACACGGCCCUCUCACCUGCACACCUGCGGCCCUGUCGACUACACACCUGCGGCCCUCUCACCUGCACACCUGUGGCCCUGUCGACUACACACCUGCGGCCCUCUCACCUGCACACCUGUGGCCCUGUCGACUACACACCUGCGGCCCUCUCACCUGCACACGGCACUCUCACCUGCACACCUGCGGCCCUCUCACCUGCACACGGCCCUCUCACCUGCACACCUGCGGCCCUGUCGACUACACACCUGUGGCCCUCACACCUGCACACCUGUGGCCCUCACACCUGCACACCUGUGGCCCUCUAACCUGCACACCUGUAGCUCUCUCACCUGCACACCUGUGGCCCUCUCACCUACACACCUCUCACCUGCACACCUGUGGCCCUCUCACCUGCACACCUGUGGCCUUCACCAGAAUGAGGUGUGUCUGGUGCUGAAUGCUUCCUGAUAGAACACUCAAUCAUGCUCUGAUUCCACCAUUCCGUCCAGAUCCGUGUGUGUCUGCAUUGCUCCAGAGACGUGUGUGUCUGCAUUGCUCCAGAGAUGUGUGUGUCUGCAUUGCUCCAGAUCUAUUUGGAUGACUCUUUUGGACUCAAGGGCACAAGUCUGAAACUUCUUAAAGGAUUUGUUAACCACUACAGCUUAAUAAUAGAAAAGAAGGGGGUUCUAUUCAUCAUAAACUUUUGAUUUCAACUCUUUUUGGAGUAGAUGUCGGUCUAAAACUCUACGUUCAUACUCUUGUUACUAAUAUUGUUUUAGCUGUUAAAAAUGAUAUGAUGUCUUUCAAUGUCCAUCAUUCAUGUUUCUACCUGUACCAUGUUUGUUUUAUUUUUGAGUUUUUAUUUUCAUAUUUGUGCCUUAUGAAGAAUGGGUUUCAUAUUGAAUGUAAAUGAAUUAAGCCCACAAAUAAAGUUCAGAAAUUGAGAA